AUGGAAGGACCAAAGGCAAUCGAGCAUCAAAUUGGAGAAGUCCAUGAUAUUCUUCGAUUCGGUCUUGAUUCCAAGAGAGGCGACAUCAUUGGAUCUCACCCUCUUGAAUCUGCAUUGCUAUCUGUGGAGAAAAAUCAAGAGGACAUGAAGAGAAUAACACUUGCAAACGCUUAUGGGGCAGCUUUUCCUGUUCAGAUGGGUAUCGAAAGGCAGAUGCUGUCUAGAUUCCGGAGGCCUCCAGGACCAAUUCCAUCUUCAAUGCUAGGACUGGAGGCUUUGACUGGAAGUUUGGAAGAUUUUGGUUUUGAGGAUUAUCUGAAUGGGAAAAAGGCACAGAGAGAAGGACAAGACAAGACAGGUAAAAAAGUGGUCCAAAAGGUUAAUUAUACGAAGGCCAAAGAGGAGGUGGUAAACUGGGAAUGGAAAUCCAUUCCUCUGAUGCCAUCCAAACAUGUUCUCAAUGAGUUGGAUGGUGCACAAAUUUUCAUCAACAUUAUGGACUCUCGGCGGGCUCCAAGAACAGUAAGCGACCCGAAAGUCCGUAAAGUCGGGUUUUUUACUGCUCCACCCGACCGUUCCCUAUCCGGUCCACCCGACCACCCAAUCCCCUCCUUCUCCACUUCCCCUACUCCUAUCGUCGACAACUCCCCUCCUUCCGCCGGUAACUCUCUCUCUCCCGUCAUGAUCCCUCCUCCUCGCCACUCCUCCGCCGCUCUCUCCCCUCUCCGCCGUGACUCCGCUGAAUUCAUCCCCCUCCUGUUUCUCCCACUACUUCCGCCUCUUUCUCCGAUGAUGUGA
Molecule: messenger RNA, 798 nt
Organism: Dovyalis caffra
Lineage: Eukaryota; Viridiplantae; Streptophyta; Magnoliopsida; Malpighiales; Salicaceae
Source: the annotation of a GenBank genome assembly